Molecule: messenger RNA, 1124 nt
Organism: Octopus sinensis (East Asian common octopus)
Lineage: Eukaryota; Metazoa; Mollusca; Cephalopoda; Octopoda; Octopodidae
Product: NK1 transcription factor-related protein 1-like
Exons: 1
Coding region: 124-1017 (297 amino acids)
Biological process (GO): cell differentiation; regulation of transcription by RNA polymerase II
Cellular component (GO): nucleus
Molecular function (GO): DNA-binding transcription factor activity, RNA polymerase II-specific; RNA polymerase II cis-regulatory region sequence-specific DNA binding
Source: RefSeq, a predicted model, not a curated record
UUUUCAUUUCUCUUUGCAGAAUGCCUGGAUCGAAACCUCAACAGCCCUAUUACAACUAAUCUUGAAGAUCUUGAAGGCCUAGACGAGAAUGGGGAACAGGGUGCUGUACAUAUAUCUAAAUCAAUGAUUGCUGAAGAUAUUCGUGGGCAUUUGUCAGAGAGAUUAUCGAAGGCUUCUACUCUUCGUCUGCCUGGUAACCACACCUCCAUAUAUGGUAGCGCAGACGACAUCCAAUCGAGAAUACCAGGAUGUUGUACAAGCGGAAAUACGAACGGCACGAGUAGCGGUGACAUUUCGAGGACCGGAAGUAGUGCUGGUCUCGUUGGGAUAGGCGGUAGUGUUGGUGGUAGUGGUGGUGUUGUUGUUGUCGGUGGUAUCGGUGGUAUCGGUGGUGUCGGUGUUGGUAUUGCUAGUAGCAGUAGAAGUAGUAGUAACAGUAAUAGUAGUAUUAGUGGCGUUAUUGGGGCCGAUGCUAUUAGUGGCGGAGGAAGCGAGAACGGCAUCCUUGGGAGCAGCAACAGCAAUAACAGCAACAAUAAUAAUAAUAAUAAUAACAAUAACAAUGAUGAUAAUAAUGAUAAUGAUAAUCCGAAAAGCAGUUCUGUUAAUACUCCCGGAAACAGUAUUGGGGCUGGUAAGAUUCGUAGGGCUCGAACGGCAUUUACGUACGAGCAGCUUGUAGCUCUGGAAAAUAAGUUCAAAACUACUCGAUAUUUGUCUGUUUGCGAGAGAUUAAAUUUAGCACUGUCACUUAGUUUGACUGAAACACAGGUAAAAAUAUGGUUUCAAAACCGUCGAACCAAAUGGAAGAAACAAAACCCGGGGAUGGACGUAAACAGUCCCACAAUACCAAGUAGUUCCCCAUUGCCGAAUAUAGGGGGCGUUAGCGGUAACUUUUCAGCGCCGAAUCUUUACCAACUCAGUCAAAAUUUGCAAGGGUUGUCUCAAUCGGGAGGUAUAAACCCCAGUUAUUUCAUUUCUCCGUAUCUCACGUCGCCAAUGAUACGACAUUGGUGAACGACAAUGGCGGAAUAUCGAAAUAAAUUGAAAGAAAGACGAACAAUAAAAAAAUGCAAAAACAAAAACAAGCAAACAAGCAAAUGCCAGAGCAGCGUAAACAAAAA